AUGUCAACAUCUUGGGCAGGCGCUGACUAUGUUGCGCGCAGGUUUGAAAAGUCACUUUACGACCUCAUCCGGGGGCUACGGAACCACAAGGGCAAUGAGAAGGAGUAUAUCCAGAAGAGCCUCAAGGAGUGCCGCGCCGAAGUUCGCAGCCAGGAUAUGGAUCUUAAGGCGACGGCGCUUCUGAAGCUCAUCUACUUGGAAAUGGUUGGUCAUGACAUGUCGUGGGCGUCGUUUCAUGUGCUUGAGGUCAUGUCGUCGCCCAAGUAUCACCAAAAGCGAGUGGGAUAUCUGGGAGCUGUCCAGAGUUUUAGGCCCGACACCGAGGUUCUGAUGCUGGCUACUAAUCUGCUGAAGAAGGACCUUGGCACGACGACACCAACAGUUAUAUCUCUCCCCAUCGCGACUCUUCCCCAUGUCAUUACUCCCUCCUUGGCUCUCUCAACACUGCAAGACUUGCUACCGCGACUGAGCCAUAGCCAUUCGAAUAUUCGAAAGAAAACGUUGGUGACACUUUAUCGUCUCGCUUUGGUAUACCCCGAAGCUCUUCGAGCGGCAUGGCCCAAGAUCAAGGAGCGACUCAUGGACCCUAAUGAGGACCCUAGUGUCACGGCAGCCAUCGUCAAUGUUGUCUGCGAGCUUGGUUGGCGAAGACCGAAUGACUUCCUACCCUUGGCUCCUCGGCUCUUCGAGCUUUUAGUUGAUGGUGGUAAUAACUGGAUGGCCAUCAAACUCAUCAAACUCUUCGCUACUUUAACGCCCUUAGAACCGCGACUUGUGAGGAAGCUAUUGCCUCCUUUGACCAAUAUCAUUAGGACGACACCCGCCAUGUCUCUACUGUACGAGUGUAUCAAUGGAAUCAUUCAAGGUGGUAUUCUAGGGAACUCUGAUGAUUCUGGCACUGAUGAGAUCGCUACACUGUGUGUCAACAAAUUGCGAGGCAUGAUCAUGAUAGAUGGCGACCCCAACCUCAAAUAUGUUGCUCUACUAGCGUUCAACAAGAUUGUUACGACACAUCCUUAUCUAGUAUCUCAGCAGGAGGAUGUGAUUCUGGAGUGUAUUGACAGUCCCGACAUCACUAUCCGAAUCCAGGCUCUUGACCUGGUACAGGGUAUGGUGACUGGCGAUAACUUGAUGUCCAUCGUCAGCCGCCUCAUGAAGCAGCUCAAGUUAUCUAUGCCCAGCCGGGACAAGUCUCAACCGGGGACUCCCCCUAACGAUUUUAAUGAAUCCGAGGAUGAGUUCGCAGAGCCAAUCCCGAAGCCCAAGACUGAAUCAAUUCCUUUGCCCGACGACUAUCGAAUCGACGUCAUUGGAAGGAUUCUUGGCAUGUGCUCAAAGGAUAACUAUUCAAGCGUUUUGGAUUUUGACUGGUACAUCGACGUUCUUACACAACUUGUCCGUAUGGCACCGGCACCUCGCAAGGUUGACGAUGAUUCAGGCCCGACGGAUAAGGCAAGGGCUAAUGUCUCGGAGAAAAUUGGCGAUGAGCUACGAAACGUUGCCGUCAAGGUGCGAGUGAUGAGGUCGACAGCUGUGAGAGCAGCAGAGAUCAUUCUCGGCCAGCUCAAUGCCGAUACGCCACCAGGAUAUAGCAUUACCUCGGGUGCGCUAAAAUCAGUAGCCUGGAUAAUGGGCGAAUAUGCCUCUCAACUAGCUGUUACAGACGAAGGUCUAAAUGGCUUGUUGCAACUUAUUCCUCGGACAAACAACCCUGAAGUUUUAACGACAACUCUGCAGGCUGUCACCAAGGUUUUUGCGACUAUAGUUGGAGAUGUGAGUGAGCCAUGGACAGCGGAAAGGAAGUCAAGGAUAUCACUGCUCAUGGCACGCAUCAUCCAUGCCUUUGAGCCCCUGGCGUUGCACCCUAGUCUUGAGGUUCAAGAGCGAGCGGUCGAGUUCACAGAGCUACUAAAGCUCACAGCCGAGGCUGCUUCGUCUCAACCAGCCUCGACAGAUGAAGUUGACCAAGACCCGCCGUUACUUCUAACCCAAGCUAUCCCAUCCUUGUUCAAUGGCUGGGAACUUAACUCGGUGUCCAAGGAUGCUCAAUUAAACGUUCCAGUGCCGUUGGGACUGGAUCUGGAUGAACCAAUUCAUGCAAACUUGGCCAAGUUGUUAUCGGAAGUCGACUCCAUAACAUUAACUACCGAUGAGUCGGACGAAUUCGAGACAUACUACCACCAAAGGCCCCCGCCUACCAGCAUUGAGUCAUCUGCGCCGGCCAUUAGUAGGAUAGCCGAACCCAAAGAGGAUUACGUGAGCUCCUAUCAACAAGCCGACGAGGAGACUUAUCUAGACGCGGAUAUCGUUGCCCGGAGAAAGGCAGAACGUGUUGAGCGUAACAGAGAUGAUCCCUUUUAUAUCCCCAGUAACGAGACUCCCCGCACGUCGACUCCUAUCCAUAACAUCCUUCAGAGCAGCAACGGCCCCGACUUGGACAUAGACUCUAUACCUAUCAUGCAAUUGGAUCUAUCAAGAGCCGGGACUCCUGCUACACAGCCUCCGCGACCGCAGCCGAAACCAAGACAAAAGGUUGUCAUCGCAGCCGAUGAAACCCUCGAAGGAAGCGCAAGUGGAGGCCUUCGAUCUUAUGACUCGGAAAACAAUUCAGACAGCCUUUCCAAGUCCAAGGCGCCCAGGACCAAGAUAAAGCAGGGCUUACUCGGUGUGGACUCAAGCGGCAUUGGAUCUUUCAGUUUGGAGGGACAACCAUCAACUGGCCUCGACUACGAGCAGCAGCAGCGCGAAGAUGCCGAGAUGCAACGAGCUAUGAAGGAAGUCGAACGACUCCGUCUCGAGAUGCAGCGCGCAAACGAACGUAUUGACGUAGCGCAGGGUGUUGACGUCGAAGGUACUGUUGUCAAGAAGAAAAAGAAGAAGCCAAAGAAGGACGCCGGUACCGAAGGAGCAGAGGGUGAAGAAACCAAGCCCAAAAAGAAGAAGAAGAAGACACCUCGUGCUGUGACCCUAGACGAAGGUGGGGAUGACAGUAGUGCUCGCGGCGUCGAAUCACCCGCAUCUGGAGGCGAUGUGGCUGUGACCAAAAAGAAGAAGAAGAAGAAGGCCCCGCGAGCUGCUGAGAUUCAAGAUGAGUAG
This is a messenger RNA of Fusarium poae, 3096 nucleotides long. RefSeq lists its product as uncharacterized. The transcript is spliced from 5 exons. NCBI's taxonomy places the organism in Eukaryota, Fungi, Ascomycota, Sordariomycetes, Hypocreales, Nectriaceae. Gene Ontology annotation, biological process: protein targeting to vacuole; Golgi to vacuole transport. Gene Ontology annotation, cellular component: endosome membrane; AP-3 adaptor complex; membrane coat. The record is from RefSeq and is a predicted model, not a curated record. Bases 1 to 3096 code for a protein of 1031 amino acids.